Molecule: messenger RNA, 1016 nt
Organism: Cajanus cajan (pigeon pea)
Lineage: Eukaryota; Viridiplantae; Streptophyta; Magnoliopsida; Fabales; Fabaceae
Product: ubiquitin-conjugating enzyme E2 4
Source: RefSeq, a predicted model, not a curated record
CUCACACACAUUUCCUAUAUAUGUGUUCCUUAAUUUCUUUCUAACCUCUCUUCCUUCCGAUUACUUUUUGAUCAUAACGCGAUCGCCAAUACGAUUUCAGGGUUUCAGCAGGUUGAAAUAAGUGAUUUAUUAUAAUCAAAAUGUCAUCUCCAAGCAAGAGAAGAGAAAUGGAUGUAAUGAAAUUGAUGAUGAGUGAUUAUACAGUGGAGACGAUAAAUGAUGGUCUCAAUGAAUUUAAUGUGGAGUUUCAUGGUCCAAAAGAAAGCCUUUAUGAAGGUGGAGUCUGGAAAAUACGUGUUGAGCUUCCUGAUGCUUACCCAUACAAAUCCCCUUCUAUUGGCUUUGUGAACAAAAUAUUCCACCCAAAUGUUGAUGAGUUAUCUGGCUCGGUAUGCUUGGAUGUCAUUAACCAGUCUUGGAGUCCAAUGUUUGAUCUUUUAAAUGUUUUCGAAGUUUUUCUUCCUCAACUUUUACUUUAUCCAAAUGCUUCGGAUCCUCUCAAUGGUGAUGCAGCAUCGUUAAUGAUGAAGGAUAAAAAAUUGUAUGAUCAGAAAGUUAAAGAGUAUUGUGAGCGGUAUGCUAAGAAGGAAAACAUUACGAAUUCUACAGCUGAUGAGGAGAGUGGAGAUGAGGAAGACAUCAGUGAAGAAGAAAGUGGAUCUAGUGAUGAUGACAUUCCUGGUCACGUUGAUCCUUAAAUGGAUUUAGUGGUCUUCCAUUUAUACCUCUAAAGGGUCCAUGUAAUACAAAUCAAAGCAUUGUUACAUGAUUAUCACUUGUUAAAUUAUAAGACGUAGGAGAUUAUAUAUACACUAUUUUUCUGCCUGUAAAAAUACAACUCUCAUUCGUCAGUAAUUUCAUGAAAAGGUAUAAUGUAAUGUGUAGUUAGAGUUUUAAUCGUAGUUUACCUUUUGUCUUCAUUAUUUUGAAACCAAGAAAUCUAGGAAGAUACUUGCCGAAAUGUGGGAGUAUUUACAAUGAUGGAAAUAUGCCAUUUGCUGAUGUACUUAAAUAAA